Planococcus citri (citrus mealybug) is the source of this 2322-nucleotide messenger RNA. RefSeq names its product peroxidase-like. NCBI's taxonomy places the organism in Eukaryota, Metazoa, Arthropoda, Insecta, Hemiptera, Pseudococcidae. The record is from RefSeq and is a predicted model, not a curated record. The transcript has 13 exons. Gene Ontology annotation, molecular function: heme binding; peroxidase activity. The coding region runs from base 302 to 2287 and encodes 661 amino acids. Gene Ontology annotation, biological process: response to oxidative stress.
GUAUGUACCCAUAGUGUGUUAUGAGCCUACAAAACUAACAUAUCAUCAGUUUCGAUGACUAAAAUCAAAUAUCAUUCAGGUAAAUGUGAAGAGGUAUAUUUGAAAAAAAGGUUACCGAGCUAACAUAUAAUUUCGUCUACUACAACUUUCAAACAAUUGAACAUUCGAUAUUAAGCUAUUUUUAACACGACUGCAUGUCAUAGUUAUUGGACUCGUAAUUAUACCUACACUUUUUACAGUGUGUAAUUUCAAAGUGAUUGUAUCUGUGGAAGUGAAAGGGUAAAUUUUUUUAAAUUCUAAAAUGUACUUCGUAACCUUGUUCAUUUUGAUAAUUUCAAUUCAGUUGGGAUCAGGCCAAAACACAUGCCCUUCAGAUUCCCUCAGCUCAUUUCAUUCGCAACCUGAAUCAUGUGCUUUCUGUGCUUCAGUAGAAAAAGGAAAACCUAUCGUUAUCGGUGCUCAAUCAACAGAAAAACAGAACAUAGGCGACCAGUGUUUCUCGCAGCCAAUAGAAUGCAAUCCCGAGUAUAAAUAUAGAUAUCCUGACGGUAGAUGCAAUAAUCUGAAACAUUUAUCAUGGGGUAUGACAAAUCAUACCAUAGUACGUCUGCAACCUGCUGCAUAUUCCACCAAUCCCAAUGAUCCGCCAGGAUCUCAGCGUGUCUCAGCUUCAGAUAAUGUAUCUCCAUUAACGAGUCCUAGAGUAAUUUCGAAUAGAUUUUUUCCAGAUAUUCGAUCUUCGAGCCCAAAAUUUACAAUGGCUUUUAUGACAUUGAGUCAGUUUAUGACUCACGAUGUACUUUCGCGAAAAUUGAGAGAGCCUCCGCCAGAUGGGUGUUGUAAGAAUGGCACUAUGAAGGUGCCUCCAAACCAAUGGAAUUCCGGAUGCUUAUCGAUGGAUAUACCUGAAGAUGAUCCUUACUAUAACCAACACGAACAGAUAUGUUAUCAGCUUCCCCGAGCUCAAUUUUCUACUGAUAUGGGCUGCAAAUUAUGCAAAAUUGAACAACUCAAUAAUGUAAAUUCUUACGUGGACGCUUCUGCUUUAUACGGAAAUUCGGAUGAAAUUUCAAAAAAACUCAGAUCAGAAUUCAAAGAUGGAAAACUCAAAUUCGAAACUAUUCCGGAUGGUCGAGUAUUUUUACCAUGUUUAGAUAAACCAAACCCAUUAUGUUUCUUAGACUCUAACAAAGCAGGAUGUUUCAAAUCGACUGACUUUGGAGUAAAUCAAAACAUCCAGUUUAUGGCACUUCAUGUUGUACUUUUGAGAGUACAUAACAAACUUUGCGACGAGUUGAAAAAAAUAAAUGCUCAGAUACCCGAAUGGCAAACAGAUGAGAAACUUUAUCAAGAAGCCAAGAGAAUCCUCAGUGCUAUAUUGCAACAUAUAAUGUUUGGACGUAUUUCUGAAAUUAUAUUCGGUAAAGAAUGCGCAAAAAUUUACGGUUUCAGUGAACCGAAUGGUGAAAAUUAUUUUUCCGGUUAUGACCAGGAGAUAAAUGUUCAAACAACUGCUGAAUUUCAACACGUGGCAUUCAAAACAUUUCAUGGAUUAGUUGAAGGAAAUCUGCUAUUAUACAACGAUGACAGAGAAAUAGUAGGUCAAAUCAAUUUCAGCGACUGGUAUAACAAUCCUACUUUUCUCAAGCAACCCGGAAAUUUAGAUAAAAUAUUAAUCGGUCUGAUUACUCAACCUUUGAGAAAUUUCAACAGAUUCUACACAAAAGCUCUGACAAAUGAAUUUUUCAAACAACUAAAUCAUAAUAAAUAUGGAGCUGACUUAGCCGCUAUAGAUAUCCUCAGAUCGAGAGACUGUGGAAUUCAACCAUACAUCUACUUUUCCAUCCUAGCAGGCUACCCAAUUGCUAAAGAUUUUCAAGACCUGUCUGAUCGAAUUGAGCCAAAACUAAUUGAACAACUAAGAAAAACAUACAAGUCGGUAGCCGACAUCGAUGCUAUAGUAGGUGUUAUGUUGGAAGCCCCUUUUGGAGAUUCUUUAGUUGGAAAAACAUUACAUUACGUGAUUGCUGAACAAUUCAGGAGGUAUAAAUUCGGCGAUUCAUUUUUCUACUCGUUUGAAGGUAGAGGGCAAUUUACACCAGGGCAACUGGAAACCAUAAGGUCAUCUUCGUUGGCGUUUUUAAUAUGCUAUGGCAGCGAUAAUAUUCAACAUGUGCAAAAAGAUGCGUUUACUUUAUCUGGAGACGGACCUCUGGAAGACUGCAGUAAAAUAGUGGAUGAUUUUAUCAAGCAAAUUAGGAUGAAUUGGAUGGAAAAGAGCAACUAAUAUGUCACAAAAAUAUAAGAAUCUCGUCUAAAAUA